GUUCUGCACUGUUAAGCACAGCUAGAACCGGACUGUCUAAAGCCUCUUUGGUAUUAGAAGAGCAAGAUAAUCUGCAGCCAUGUUCCAGUUGAUCCCCAUUUUCAUUAUGGCUGGUUUGAUGACCGUAAGUACUCAGGAUAUAUCCGAGCAAAGUCGGCCUUCUGUAAACACAAGGUGCUGGACAGAGUGGUUUGACCGGGACAACCCGUCUGGAACGGGGGACUGGGAGAUCCUCACGUCGCUGCGCAACGAGAACCCCGGGAAGAUCUGCCCCACGCCAGUAGGCAUCGAGGUGGAGACCACCACUGGCCUCAGUAUUGCUGCGGCAGGGGAGGUGAUUGCUGUGGCUGACGCAACCACAGGCUUUAUUUGCAAGAACAAAGACCAACCGGAUCAGACAUGUUUGGACUAUCGUGUACGUUUUGUCUGCCACCCACCGUUUUGCAACCAACACAUUUGCUGGAGCAAAUGGUUGGACCGGGACAACCCAGGUGGGACAGGGGACUGGGAGACACUGAGCCAUCUGAGGAUACAAUACCCGGGGUCCAUCUGCGAUGAACCUCUCUACAUAGAGGCCGUCACUGUAGACACUAUGACCCCAGCAUUGGCUACAGGGCAGAACUUCUUCAUCUUCAAUCCAACCACUGGGUUUGUCUGUCGCAACUCUGACCAGACCAAAAGACGGUGUCUUGAUUACAAGGUACGCUUUGGAUGCUGUUGUGAUCCGGAAACUCCGAUCCGACCCGGUCCGAUCCGAGGUUAGCCCUUUAAUAAGGCUAUACAAUAAUGGAACUGGAGGCCGUCGCCACUCAGGGAGACGUCUCCGAGGCCUUCUACCAAGAAAUGCUGAUGGACAGACAACUUGCCUGUUGGGGACCCAGAAGAGGAAGCUGCUGCGACAGCAACAGGGGGCCACGUUGGCUGAGCUCCAGUGAUACUUAGAGACAGUUGAAAUAAAAAAAUUCUAUUUAGGUUUAUUUUCCAGUAUCUGCAAGAAUGUUUCCUUUAUGAAGAAUUCAGCCUGCCAGAGGGUUUCCUUUCAGUGUAUGCUUUUGAGUUUUAAAAGUCCCCCUUUAACUUUUAUGUUUUGGAUUUAAAAAAAAGUCCCUGUUUCACUUUUACUUUCAUUAUGUGCUUUUGAGUUAAAAAGCCCAUGUUGGGGCUAUACUCCCUCAUUCCAGAAAUUAUACAAAUGUCCUGUGUUUUGGAGGGUGGCGAGAAAUAUAUGAGAUCUGCUACAUUAAGGGAAGAUAAGACCAUAGACUGGCCUUGGAGAGAGUUAUGUAACCUGGAGCAUAGCUGCUCAGGGUAUCAUCCUUUCUUUGCCAGAGACGAGUGCUCUUCAGCUAAGGUAAUAUUGGGACCCUGGGAAUAUGUAUUUUAUGUCUACUUUGUAGAUAUACAAUAACUACUUUGUGUAUCUUGGAAUACUAGAAGGAUCACGCUGGGCUUUGGUCGGUUCUCAUAGUUCGGACAGGACCUUGAACAUAGAAUUACUACCCGAAACUUGUAGAAGCUUGGGUUAACCCCGUUAAUCCCGCUAGGGGAAGGAAGGAAAAUAAGCCUGCCUCAUGGACAUAUCCGUUGUCAUGGAGAUCCAUGUUUUAUGUUUUUGCCUACCCUUUAAUUUUAUCAUUUAUAUCUUGUGUUUAGAAAUAAAUAUAUUAACUGAU
Gadus chalcogrammus (walleye pollock) is the source of this 1673-nucleotide messenger RNA. RefSeq names its product cartilage intermediate layer protein 1-like. The transcript is spliced from 8 exons. NCBI's taxonomy places the organism in Eukaryota, Metazoa, Chordata, Actinopteri, Gadiformes, Gadidae. The record is from RefSeq and is a predicted model, not a curated record. Bases 80 to 763 code for a protein of 227 amino acids.